Messenger RNA from Trichoderma gamsii, 681 nucleotides. RefSeq lists its product as hypothetical. The transcript has a single exon. The coding region runs from base 1 to 681 and encodes 226 amino acids. Lineage: Eukaryota; Fungi; Ascomycota; Sordariomycetes; Hypocreales; Hypocreaceae. Gene Ontology annotation, biological process: vacuolar proton-transporting V-type ATPase complex assembly. The record is from RefSeq and is a predicted model, not a curated record. Gene Ontology annotation, cellular component: extrinsic component of endoplasmic reticulum membrane; Vma12-Vma22 assembly complex.
AUGGAACAGCAACAUAUUGACUCCCUGCUAGAGCGCUACUUGUCCCUCAUAGACGAGUAUUCGCGCCUGCGGGAAGAGCUGACGAAGCUUCAGACCGGCGUCUAUCAAAACAUUGCCCGAGCCAACUUUACCGGCGAGCGGGGCAUGAGAUAUGGCCAAGACCACUACGAUGAGAGGAUGCGCGCUCUGAGAGUGUUGGACAUCGAGCUCGCAGAGGACAAUGUACCCAAUUUUACAAUCAAGAACCUGAAUCACCCUGUUGAUGGCGCUACGGGCGAUGAUAAGAAGCAGGAGGAAGCUGAAAAACGCAACGACAGCUUGAAAGAGGAAGAGACAGAAAAGGAAGAAACGGCAGACAUCACCAAUGCCCAGGAAAAACCAGCAGACAGCGCCGAAGAGCAGCAAACUGACCAAGAGAAAAAGGAUGAAGAGAAGGCAAAGAAACCGAUUCACAACCCUCUGCACUGGUUCGGUCUCUUGGCCCCUCAGCCCCUUCGAACUGCUCAAACGCUAUCCAUCCAGGCCGUGCAAGAGGCCAUCCCGAGACUCGUCUCUGUUAACGCCGAGAUGGAGCACGUUGAGAUUGAAAUCCGCAGGGCAAAAAAGAAGAGGGCAAAGGCAAUGGCUGCGAUGGCUGCAGAGAGGGAGGUUGUAAGGCAGGGGGCUGUCGAGGCGAGGUGA